Nematolebias whitei (Rio pearlfish) is the source of this 3585-nucleotide messenger RNA. It is a transcript of the gene ano8a, whose product is annotated as anoctamin 8a. Gene Ontology annotation, molecular function: chloride channel activity. NCBI's taxonomy places the organism in Eukaryota, Metazoa, Chordata, Actinopteri, Cyprinodontiformes, Rivulidae. Gene Ontology annotation, biological process: chloride transmembrane transport. Gene Ontology annotation, cellular component: plasma membrane. The record is from RefSeq and is a predicted model, not a curated record. The transcript has 17 exons.
GCCGGCCGUGCACCAGCAGCAGCCUCUCCCUCUGUGGCGGAUGGAGCCCUCUCUGUGCUCGGGCAGCGCGCACGCGGCGGGCCCCGCUGCAGCUGGAGCCGCCGCGGCUGUUGACGGAGGCGCAGGCGUCGAGCGCACGCACGAGGCAGAGGAGAGGAUGGAGAGGACGGAGCCGAGCGAGCAGCACCGGACCAGCAACAACCAGCAGCAGGACGCGUCCUCCACUGCGCCUUCCGGGCUGCUCGAUAAGCUGUUUGGAAAACGACUUCUUCUAGCCCGACAUUAUAUAAUCUCUCGCAAGUCCUGGUUAAAGAUGGUUCCGACAGAAAACUGUGAUAUCCUGAUGACAUUUCCAGGUACAAUAGAUGACCACACUCUUCUGUGGCUCCUGAACCAGAUUCGUGUUGGAAUCCCACAAAUCAGUAUCCAAGUUCGGCAGCAUAAACACACCCAGGCGUAUGCCUUCUUCAUCACAUCAACAUUCGAGAAUUUACUGCGAGGAGCGGAGCAGACGGGCAUGCACAAGGCUGUGAAACCACAGUUUGGUGGUGGGAUGCGCCGCUUCUCCUGCGAGGAGGACAACAUCUAUGAGAACAUAGAGAGCAAGCUCUGCUUUUUUACCUCGCAGGAACGUCAAAGCAUUGUAAAGUACUGGCUGGACAACCUGCGUGCCAAACAAGGGGAGGUGCUUCACAACAUCUACUUUCUGGAGGGGCAGCCAAUCAUUCCAGAGCUGGUAACUCGAGGGGUCAUCCAUCAGAUGUUUCCUCUUCAUGAACAAAGAAUACUCAACCAGCUGAUGACGUCUUGGGUCCAAGCUGUGUGUGAAAGGCAACCCCUCGAUGACAUCUGUGACUACUUUGGAGUGAAGAUCGGCAUGUAUUUUGCCUGGCUAGGUUUCUACACCAACUCCAUGCUCUACCCUGCUGUUAUUGGCUUUCUGCUCUGGAUACUGGCAGAGGCUGACCAGACCAGUCAGGAUAUCUGCUGUGUAGUUUUUGCCCUCUUCAAUGUCGUUUGGGCGACUUUGUUUCUGGAGCGCUGGAAGAGGCGAGAAGCAGAACUGGCCUACAAGUGGGGCACUCUGGAUACCCCUGCCGAGUCCUUGGAGGAGCCCAGACCUCAGUUCAGGGGGGUGAAGCGCUGCAGUCCCAUAACGGGCUGUGAGGAGUUCUAUUACCCUCCGUGGAAGAGAGCUGUGUUCAGAUGGCUGGUCAGCCUGCCCGUCUGCCUCCUCUGUCUUUGUUUCGUCUUCUUUGCUAUGCUCCUCUGCCUGCAACUACAGGAGGUGGUGAUGGAGAUUCAGGAGCUGCCUGGUUUUACAAGAUUCAUCCCCAAGAUCCUCCUGGCUGUCACUGUAACUGUGUGUGAUGAGGUGUAUAAGAAGAUCGCCUACUGGCUCAACGACUUGGAAAACUAGCAUAAGCUCCAAAAGUUUGUCAAAAACAACUUUUUGAACAAACUAUUCUGGACUUAUUUGUGUGCUAUGUACGUAUCUUUACAGAAAUGCCUCCUCUCUUCACAGAUGCUGGCUACUUUAUUGAUUUUCCGCCAGUUUCUGCAGAACAUCAAAGAAGUCCUUCAGCCCUACCUGUAUGAGCAAAAUAAGCUGGGUGUCUUCACCCCAAAAGUGUUGUGGGAGCUUCUUCAAGCCAUCAUACUCAAAUAUGGUCGCCUGGCUCUGGGAAAGGCCCAAGCCUCCAUGACAUACUAUUCAUUUUUGGGACCCAGAGGAAUUUCAGAUGGCCAUAUUGCAAACUGUAAUCCACAGCCAAAGAGAAAAGGCGAUCUGAAAGCUGGUUUUAGGCUCUCAGAGGAGGAGUGGGACAUGAAUGACAGCAUCAUGAAGCAGCGGAAAGUCAGCUUCACGGAGAAAGUAGACUAUCAGGAUGUGAUGACAGAAGCACAGCCAGAGGAUGAAAGUUUUCUAGAGGACAGUCCAACAUUGGUAGAGGAAGGAAUGAAUCCAUCCAGUAUUUUUGACAGCUGUGAUGAGGACAGCGACUCUGAAUCACAAACUCUGGACAACACUGGCGUGUCCUCUCUAAAGGAAUCGGAGUCCAUCUGUCAGAGGAGAAAGAAUGUAGGUGAGGAGAAAGAUGACAAGAAAUCUUGGAUUGAUCCACCAGAGGAACCUAAAACAGUCACUCUGACCCAGGCUGAGAUUGAAAGCUGUAUGCAGACAUAUGAGGGCACAAUUCAGGAUUACCAAGAGAUGUUCAUCCAGUUUGGCUAUGUGGUGCUCUUCUCUUCUGCCUUCCCCCUGGCAGCCAUGUGUGCUCUUAUCAACAACAUUAUUGAGAUCCGAAGUGACGCCUUGAAACUCUGCACCAGCCUUCAGAGACCCUUCGGACAAAGGGUGGAGAACAUCGGGCAGUGGCAGACUGCAAUGGAGGCUAUGGGCUUGAUAGCCAUUAUAGUGAACUGUUACCUGAUUGGUCAGUGUGGGCAGCUGCAACGUCUGUUUCCCUGGCUUAGUCCUGAGAUGACAAUCAUCUCCAUUGUCUUACUUGAGCACUUUGCAAUCCUCCUAAAGUACAUCAUCCAUGUUGCCAUUCCUGAUAUCCCUGGCUGGGUAGCAGACGAGAUGGCCAAGCUAGAGUAUCAACGAAGGGAAGCUUUCAAGAAGCAUGAGCUGCAGGCCCAGCAGCACUUCCAGCAGCAGCUCAGACGGCGGCGAGAGGAAGAGGAGCUUCAUCGUCAGGCCGAGCUUCAGGCUGAAGCUCGGCAGGAGAGCGACUGUCACAGGACUGACGCUCAGCACCAGCACCACCACGACAAAACACCGGGCAGCAAGCCCAAGAGGCCCAGCUCUCUGCUGGGGAACAACAACGUAAUGAAGCUGAAACAGAUCAUUCCUCUCCAGGGGAAGUUCUCCUCCAGUUCCUCACGCUCACCAGCCCAGUCCCCAACUGGAGGCGAAGCAAAGCUCCCUGGGUUUCUGAAGUUCCUAAAGUCACCCGAGGUGAAAAAAGAGCCAGCAGUGGCAUCUGGAGCCACAUCUGGCUCCACAGUCACGUCUUCAGCGCCACCUGGUGGACAGGAGAGGUCACAGUCCCCAAACAGGUCCUUCAGUCCAGGGAAGCUGUUCGGUUUUAGCAAGUCCGAGGGUACGGUGGUGUGUGCUAACGGGGUGCAGCCUCCGGGCCCGGCUGCUCACACUCAACCCAGCAGGGCCGAGUCAAACACAAGCCCAGAGGAGUUACCCUCCAACGAGUCUGACAAAGGAGAACCAAGACCACAAACUGAUGCAGAAAACUCAAAGACAUAAUAUUUCAAAGGUUUCACAUUUCUUUAAUAUAUUGCCCGCCGCCUUUCAUGACAGAAUUUUAUAUGAAAAUCAUCUUAUGAUGCGAAGGGCCGGGGGUACACCUGCUGAGGUCAAACCUCAUAAAUAAUAUGAUGAGCGGUCUCGUGUGGCAUCGUGAGAUCUCACCACAUCUGUUUGGGCUUGGAGUAACUGUUGGGUAUGAUGCUGUGAUUACUGCAACCAGUUUAACUCAGCGACUAAAAUAAAAUACGACGAGCGCCUCGCCAAGGGAGCUGAUCUAGGGGACGCACUGAAAGGUGUCCAGUUGUACAUGU